This is a messenger RNA of Racocetra fulgida, 1395 nucleotides long. The record is from the annotation of a GenBank genome assembly. NCBI's taxonomy places the organism in Eukaryota, Fungi, Glomeromycota, Glomeromycetes, Diversisporales, Gigasporaceae.
GAUGCAACAAUUCUGAAAGACGUCAUGCCCAAAUCCAUUAUGAAAAGACAAAUCAUCCAUUAGUAUUAAACAUCUAUCGAUUAAUCAAAGACAAACCUAAGAGGGCUGAUGAGAACGAGGAACCACCUCAAAAGAUCAGUAAACUCGCAAUUAUUCCCGAAUCUGAAAAGGACAAAUACGAAUUUAUCACACAUGUAAAAUGCUAUGCUUGUGGGGGUAUUGAGAUCGAUAGGACUUCUGGUGAUCUGCCCGUUGUAGUCGAUGCUGUAAUGACGUCUACGUCGGCUGCAAGGCAAUCAGAAAUAAAAGCAUGGGAAGAAGAAAUUGGUGAAUGUGAUCAUACACGUGAUUUAGUGCAAGAACAGCCGAGGGCCUUGGAAUCACAAGCUCUAGCACAUUGUAAUGACUGUGAUUUAAAAGAAAAUCUUUGGCUGUGCUUAGUUUGUGGCAACCUCGGAUGCGGACGGCAGCAAUAUGGUGGGUUAGGUGGAAACGGGCACGGCUUAGCUCAUUAUGAUAAAACAAAGCAUGCGAUAAGUUGUAAAUUGGGAACGAUUACUCCAGAAGGCACUGCAGCAAGCUGUAUUCAGUGUCAAUUAUCUAAACUUGCCGAUGGUUUAUUGAGUGGUCGCUAUUCCCAACAACCGGAGCAAGAUGGUAUAUCACCAAGCAUGUUUAAGACACUUAUUGGGAAAGGACAUGUCGAGUUUUCCACGAUGCGGCAACAAGAUGCUUUUGAAUUCUUUCAACAUCUUAUUAUGACAAUUGAACGCAAGGAGCAUAAUAACCCAGGAAAUGAUCCGACAAAAAUAUUUAAAUUCACAAUUCAAACGCUUCGAUAUAAGGACAGCACAGAAUCAUCCAUUUCAAUAUCAGUACCCGCGAAUAAGAUUGAACCAAAUGAGAAUAACGAAGCUAAAUACGAGCCUGUGAAUUUCGAACAAUGCUUACAGUCGUUUGCUGCAGAUUCGGCAAUUGAAUAUAUAUUUGAAGAAGAAAAUUGGGUUCCUCGUAAAAUUAGUAAGAAAUUUAAUUUUCAAGAUUGCUAUAACUUUGACAAAUACAUUGCUCAUGGGCGACAGGAUAAUGAAGAACUUCUUCCAGAAGAGUCACCUGCAGCGCCUUCAAUUAAUGAAUCGGACCUUAAUAAGCUACUUGAAAUGGGUUUUCCUGAGAACCGAUGCAGAAAAGCAUUGAUUGCUACUGGAAAUAAUGGAGCUGAUAUAGCAAUGAAUUGGUUAUUUGAACAUAUGGAUGAUGCAGAUAUUGAUGCGCCAAUUUCAGGUUCUACAUCCGUAUCUAAUGCACAGGAACCUUCAAAAGAUGAUGUCUCCAUAUUAAUGACUAUGGGAUUCUCAGAAGCACGAGUUAGGAAAGCUUUAUCAGAGACAGUUA